AUGGCUUACAACACGCUAAACAACGAGCCAAGCUCGCCCUUGACCGAGAUCUCGGAUUCAGAUCUCUCUAUUCUUUCUCGGUCGCCCACUCCACCGCCUGAGCUUAGCAAAUCCUUCGCUCGGCGUCGCGCAUACAUGUCCCCGUCUUCCUCGCGACGCUCAUCCGCCAAGACCUCACCCGCGCCAGAAGACAUGCCCUCCCCACCCUCUAGCAACGACGAUAACCCGCGCCCAGCAAAGAGGAGGAAGACGGCAGAGCCCAAGGAGCGUACGGCAGAGUACCUCGAUCUCUCAAGAUCUGAUGUGGAAGAAGACGAGCUACCACAGUUGCAGCGCUUGCUGAGCGUUUUGCACAAGAAGCGCAAGAUUGUGGUUAUCGCAGGUGCAGGCAUCUCGGUUUCGGCAGGCAUUCCCGAUUUUCGAUCUGCUACGGGCCUGUUCAACACGCUCAAGAAGGAGCACAAGCUCAAAUCCUCUGGCAAGGACCUCUUCGACGCGUCUGUCUACCAGGAUGACACGUCCACAUCGACAUUCCACGACAUGGUGCGCACACUGUCACAGCACACUAAAUCUGCGCAGCCCACCGCCUUCCACCAUCUUCUCGCGACCCUAGCCCAGGAAGGGCGCCUAAUGAGACUCUACACUCAGAACGUCGACGGCAUUGACACUUCACUACCCCCUCUCAGUACACAAGUCCCUCUGCCUAAGAAAGGACCAUGGCCCAAGACUGUUCAGGUCCAUGGUGGUUUAGAUUAUAUGGUCUGCUCCAAAUGCCACGCGGUGACGGAUUUCGAUGCCGAGCAGUUCAAUGGGCCUAGCCCGCCUCCCUGCCCAAGCUGUGUAGAGAACGAUGAGAUCCGUCAGUUUGCAGACAAGCGAAGCCACGGCAUUGGUCGGUUGCGUCCCCGCAUGGUCCUCUACAACGAACAUAACCCUGAUGAUGAGUCGAUCGGUUCUUGCGCAGCCUAUGACAUGCGCAUGAGACCAGACGCUGUUAUCGUGGCUGGUACCACGUUGAAGGUACCCGGUGUGCGACGCAUAGCUCGCGAGAUGUGCAACAUCGUUCGCGACCGAAAGGACGGAGUCACAGUAUGGCUGAAUAACGAUCCCGAGCCGAUGGGUAAAGAUCUCGAGGACAAGUGGGAUUUGGUAGUCAAGGGACCCUGUGAUGAGGUCGCGCGUCAUGCCAACAUGCGGCGAUGGGACGACCCGAUGGACUACAAGACGGUUACGGAGGGGGAUCUAAACAAGGUCAGAGGGAAGCAAAGAGCAGAAGUUAUCAUUGGCACUCCUCGGAAACCUGGAGUGCUUCGCAAUGCAGGCCAUCUUACACCCGGGCAAAGCCCACGCAUACUGCCACUAUCGUUCGACAAGGAGGAGCCAGACACACCCUCGAAGAGAGGCACAAAGAGGAAGGCAGAUGCACAGAUGGAUUUGUUUGGCAAGGUUGCUACCAAAGCACCUGCGAGGAAGCCCAAGGCACAGCCAAAGAAGGCGACCACAGCGAGCAAGAGCAAGGCGAAGAAGGAACCUAAGAAGGAGGCCCCGGCCAUCAACAAUGUCUUCAAGGCUACCAAGGGCGGCGCCAAACCUGCAGGCAAACCUGCGGGAAAACCUGCUGGCAAGCCUCUCGCCAAAGCAUCCGAUCCGGCUCUUACCAUCAUCGAGUCGAAGUUCGACUCUCAGACUAAAUUGGAUCCGAAGGAAAACAUCAGCGACGUGAUUCAUAUCCAGAAACGACGGGCCCCGUCUACCCCAAGGAAGCCAGCGAGGCUGACCAAAAUAAAGUCGGAUUUUGUGUUCCAGCCUGUAUCCAACACGGACGGCCGUAACAACCACUCACCAAAGCGACCACCGAUGGAGGGCUUCACUCCUACAAAAGCCCGUACACCUAGUGCUCAGAUCCAAGAGGAGAUGGCAUACGCGCAUGCGACAGCAACCACGUGCGAUUCUCGUCCUUCAUCUUCCGGCAGCGCACAGCGGAACGUUAUUGAGAGUCCCACUGGUGCUGUGCCCAAAAACAUGAAUCACCUUCUUUGCUAG
Messenger RNA from Alternaria atra, 2043 nucleotides. RefSeq lists its product as uncharacterized. Gene Ontology annotation, cellular component: mating-type region heterochromatin. The coding region runs from base 1 to 2043 and encodes 680 amino acids. The record is from RefSeq and is a predicted model, not a curated record. Gene Ontology annotation, biological process: pericentric heterochromatin formation; regulation of DNA repair; negative regulation of transcription by RNA polymerase II. Lineage: Eukaryota; Fungi; Ascomycota; Dothideomycetes; Pleosporales; Pleosporaceae. Gene Ontology annotation, molecular function: NAD+ binding; histone deacetylase activity, NAD-dependent. The transcript has a single exon.